CUCAUAUCCCCACUAUAUAUAUUCUUCCACAAAACCCCCAAGAAUAAAUAAAUUUAAAAACACACAAAAAAGACCACUCUACUUUAACCCUCCACUCCUCCAAAUUCCAUUUGAUCUCCUUUUUUUUUUUUUUUUUUUUCUGUUGACCGAAAUUUCCCUAAUUCCAGAUACCCGUUUGAGAAAAGUUUACGAAUUGUGCAAAAAAUUGAGUCUUUUUUUGUGGGUGUGAAGUUUUGUUAAUGGUUGUUAAUAUGAUCAAGUGGAGGCCAUGGUUGCCACCACUUCAGUCCACAAAAUUUGAGGUUAAAAUUGUGGUUUUUUCGAUUAAAGGGUUAAAUUUAAUUGAAGAAGAUGAUGAAAAGUAUAAAUUCAGGGUGGAGAUUAAAUUUAAGGGUUCUAAAUCAAAUGGGUUUAAAUCAUUGAAGAAGAAGGGUGUGAAGAAAAAAAAUUCAAGGGAAGAAGGGUUGGGUCAAGACGGUGUCGUUGAGUGGGAUGAGGAAUUCAAGAAAGUUUGUGAAUUUUGUGGGUCUAAGGAUAAGAUUGAGGGUGUUUUUCAUCCUUAUGAAGUCUCUUUUGUGGUCUUCUAUGGUUCCGAUAAGCGGGCAAACAAGAUGGCUCCUUUGACAGCACCUGCUGUACUGAACCUUGCCGAGUUUGUUUCUCUUGAAGAAGAUGUGAAGGAGCUUGAGAUCAACAUUCCUCUGUCAAUCCUCCAUUGUGGUUUUAAGUGCAGCCCCUCUCUCUGUAUUUCUCUUAGCUUGAUGGAGCUGAGAACAACACAAGAAGUUUCAGUUCAAGUGCAGAGACUAACAAUGUUUGCUCCAUUAUCACCCUGUUUUGGUGUUUCUCCUCUGAUAAAGAAAGAUGAAGCUUCUCCUUGUCAAUUCAAUCUAAGAAAAGUUAAAAGCUUGACAGAUUUUGUUUCAUCUAGAAAAUUGAGGAAGGCAUACCAUGGAGAAGGAAGUUGUGACAGUAAGUUCUCUACUGGAAGCGAGGAUUCAGAAAACCCGUUUGACACAGACUCAUUUGGUGAUACCGAUGAGGGUGAGUCAGAGGAAAGUAAAGAGGAUAUUGAUGUUCAAAAGUCAUGCAGUUAUGGCACUUUAGUCCAUGCCAACUUCGCUGACUUAGGAACCAAUUACGAGGGUGAUGAUUUGGUUUAUUACGGAAGACAUAAGCCAAAUAUAGACAGCUCACUUGCUCAUGAUUUUGACACAUCAAUCUCUGAGCAAAUAAUCCAGAGGCAGAGUCCAAAAUUUGGUAUUUCAUGGACGAAAGGGAAAUUGAGUUUCAAAUCUCGUAGAGUCAAAGGAGAACCCUUGCUGAAGAAGGAUUAUGGCGAACAAGGUGGAGAUGAUAUUGAUUUUUAUCGCCGGCAGCUUUCCUCUGAUGAAUCCUUAGGGCAAUUUGGCUCAGUGGGAAGUGGAUCAUUCAUCUCUGAAUUUGGAGAUGACAACUUCGCUGUUGGUAGUUGGGAACAAAAGGAGGUACUGAGCCGUGACGGGAGCAUGAAGCUUCAAACUCAAAUCUUCUUGGCUUCAAUUGACCAACGAAGCGAAAGGGCGGCUGGUGAGAGUGCCUGCGCUGCUUUGGUUGCUGUUAUUGCCGAUUGGCUCCACUCCAACCAAAGAGAAAUGCCUAUAAAAUCUGAAUUUGAUAGCCUCAUUCGAGAAGGCUCCCUUGAAUGGAGGAAUCUCUGUGAGAAUGAAGAUUACAGGGAAAAAUUCUCUGACAAGCACUUUGAUCUUGAGACUGUAAUUCAGGCCAAAAUCCGCCCACUCUGUGUGGUUCCAGAGAGAUCUUUUAUUGGUUUCUUUCAUCCUGAUGGAUUGGAACAGGAGUGUUUCGGGUUCCUUGAGGGUGCCAUGUCAUUUGACAACAUAUGGGAUGAGAUUUGCCGAGUUUCAUCAGAGCUAAACUGCAAUAGUGAACCUGUGGUGUAUGCUGUGAGUUGGAACGACCAUUUCUUCAUACUGAGGGUUGAUUGGGAUGCCUUUUACAUCAUUGACACAUUGGGUGAAAGGCUUUAUGAGGGAUGCAACCAGGCUUAUGUUAUAAAAUUCAACAAUGACACAACCAUCGAAAGAGUAGCUUGUCAAACUUCAUCAUCAGAGGAUGGAACAAUAUCAAAGGAACAACCACAAGAUUCUUCUGAAAGUGUUCAAGGUUUAGAGAAGGUGAUUUGUAGAGGUAAUGAAUCCUGCAAGGAGUAUAUAAAGAGUUUCUUGGCUGCCAUUCCAAUAAGGGAGUUGCAGAUUGACAUGAAGAAAGGAUUGAUGUCUUCAACCCCACUUCAUCAUCGACUACAGAUAGAGUUUAACUACACUAAGCAGCACUUUUUUCCAGAGUAUAGAGUUUCAGAUAUGGCAGGUGAUGAUCAUGUACCAGCAACAAUACUGGUGGCGCCUGUUGUACCAGCAUCAAUGAUGACAGUUGUUGUUGCAUAGAAUAGAAUUUAAGAGGCAUUAUACAUAUUCUUCAUUCUAACUCUUUUUUUUUUUUUCUUUUUUAGAUUUUGAUUUCCUCCACCUUUUAUAACAGACUGUUAUCAUUAUGUGUAAUUACUCUUACUAAGCCCUGGAGUCAGUGCGUUUGCCCUCUCAAGAUCAGGGUAAUCUUUUGCACUUACAAGUGGGAUACAUCAUACAUAGGUGAAAUGUUAUGCAACUUAUUACAUGAUAAUAAAGGUGUUUUAAUUUUGCAUGAUACAAA
This is a messenger RNA of Spinacia oleracea (spinach), 2712 nucleotides long. RefSeq lists its product as uncharacterized. The transcript is spliced from 4 exons. NCBI's taxonomy places the organism in Eukaryota, Viridiplantae, Streptophyta, Magnoliopsida, Caryophyllales, Amaranthaceae. The record is from RefSeq and is a predicted model, not a curated record. Bases 240 to 2447 code for a protein of 735 amino acids.